This is a messenger RNA of Octopus bimaculoides (California two-spot octopus), 1600 nucleotides long. Its product is annotated as protein CDV3 homolog. The record is from RefSeq and is a predicted model, not a curated record. Gene Ontology annotation, cellular component: cytoplasm. Lineage: Eukaryota; Metazoa; Mollusca; Cephalopoda; Octopoda; Octopodidae.
UCCGGAUCCGCCAUCCUGAGAGAAGCCUGUAGUCAGAGCUGAGCAGUAACUGCCGCUUUUACGUAUUGCCAUUCACCUUUUUUUUUCUAACCUAUUCCACAAGCGUGCCAACAACACUUACCAGCGCUAUAAUAUUUAGUCAGCUCCCUUGUCAUUGUUUAACUAUUUUCUAAAUACCAAUCUUUCUCCUUAUUCAACAUGGCAGACAGUAGUCUUGAUGAUUUUUUCGCUAAGAAGGACAGAAAUAAAAAGAAAUCUAAGCAAAAAACAGCACCUUCUGAAUUUAUAGCCCAACCAGAAACAGUGACCCGGAAAACGAAAAAAAAGCCAGAAAAAGAAAAGCAAACUACCAGUAAUGUGGUCAGAACACAACCUUCAGAAGAGGAUCUUGAAUGGAAUGAUUAUGAACAAGAAACUGAAAAGGAUUAUUCUGGCUUGAGGAUACAAAAUCUACAAAUUAAAUCUGAUGAUGACGACGAUGAUGAGAAUGAAUUGAAUCAAGAUAAUAAUGAAAAUUCUGAAUCUGGAGAAAGGCAAGAGAGUAGUCAAGGGCCUUGGAGUAAACAAGGCGCACAAACACCUCCAGCUCCCUCUCCAACACCUGCACAAGAAACUCCAGAACCAGUAGCUCCAGUAGCUCAGGAAACACCAAAAUCAGUUGGACGAUAUAUACCACCUUCUCAACGUGGUAACAGUUCUAGUGCAGCAUCAGUAACAAGAACAAGAUUAGCUAAAAAAACAGCUCCGAAUAUUCAGAGUGAAGUUGAUUUUCCAACCCUUGGAGGCGGCGGUACUAAUGACGUAGAGAAAAAAUAUAUAGAUCGAGUUCGUAAUAACAACCGCAACUAUGAAGAUCCAUCAAAUCACAGUUUACCACUGAAAUUAAAUAAUAAAUUUAAAGUUCUCGAAGACUAAAAAUAAAUCAUAUUGAACUUUGCCAGGGCAGGGACUGAGCAGCUUAGUUUGUAAGUAAAAUAAAAUUGCUAUACCAAGGAAAAAUUCUGAUGGACUUGAAUGAGUUUUAAUGAAGUCUAAAGCUGUCUAAGUCCUCCUAUCUUGGAAACCAUGAGCUGCUGUUGCCUGUGAUACCUUCCAUACACCAGUCCUAGCAUGGCAGAUAGCAUUAUCAAUUCGUGUUCUACUUGCCAUUGCUGCUUCACACUGGGAAUAUCUUGUUGCAUUCUUUUUACUUUUCUCGAUCUUCUUGAGAAAGGUGUUUUUAUCUCCUUAACAUGCCAAAAUAUAGAUGCACACAUUUUUGUGUGCCACCUUUGAGAAUUCAAGGUAACAACUGACACCCUUGAAUUUAUACAAAUUAUGAAAAUAGAUUUUAUUUAUGAUUUAGUAAUAUUAGCUGAAUGAAAUGAAAUUAAUAAUGUUACUUUCUGAAGGUUUUUUUUUUUUUUUUUUCCAGUCAAUUACUUAACAGUAAGUAAACAUUUGUUAUAAACAAUCCCCUGACAAGUAUGAACACGCACACACAUACAAAAAUGCAAAGGCAUAUAAUUCACACAGAAAGUUAAGUUCUUUGUUAUUAUCUGAGAAACUUUGAUGCAACAGUUAAAAUGUAUAAAAUAAAGCAAUAAUGCUCUGAAUUUUC